Messenger RNA from Sporothrix schenckii 1099-18, 1932 nucleotides. RefSeq names its product DNA repair and recombination protein RAD52. Lineage: Eukaryota; Fungi; Ascomycota; Sordariomycetes; Ophiostomatales; Ophiostomataceae. Gene Ontology annotation, biological process: mitotic recombination; DNA recombinase assembly; double-strand break repair via homologous recombination. The transcript is spliced from 2 exons. The coding region runs from base 1 to 1932 and encodes 643 amino acids. The record is from RefSeq and is a predicted model, not a curated record. Gene Ontology annotation, cellular component: nucleus.
AUGCCCAACCCAGGAGACCAGCACCAGCACAUCUCCAACCCCUUCCAAAACAUACAACCCCAGCAGGGCUUCGGCGACAUGAAUCAACAAAACCUGCAACAGCAACCCGCACAGCGGCUGUCCGAGUAUACCGCCCAGGAGAUUGCUACCCUCCAAAGCCGUCUCGAGAAACAGCUCGGCCCCGAGUAUCUGUCCGCACGCUCCGGUCCCUCUGGUCAGAAAGUCCACUACAUCGCCGCUGAGAAAGUCAUUACGCUCGCCAACGAGGUCUUUGGCUUCAACGGCUGGUCGUCGUCGAUUCAGAACAUCCAAGUCGAUUUCGUUGACGAACACCCGCAAACAUUAAAGAUCUCUGUCGGGCUGUCUGUCAUUGUCCGGGUGACGCUUCGCGAUGGCACGUAUCACGAAGACAUUGGCUACGGCCACAUUGAGAACUGCAAAGGCAAAGCCGCCGCUUUCGAAAAGGCCAAGAAGGAGGGCACCACGGACGCUCUCAAGCGUGCCCUGCGUAGUUUCGGUAACGUCCUGGGCAACUGCAUCUACGACAAGAAGUAUGUGGAGCGUGUGUCCAAGAUGAAGGCCGUGCCCGUGAACAAGCGCACGUUUGCCGAGCAGGGCCUUCACCGGCAUGCCGACUACGUCGUCAAGUCGGAAGACGAUACGACCACGGCCGUCGCGACGGCUGUGCCGACAGCGGCAGCGCGGCUUCCGCAAGCGGUCGCGGCAAGCGUCAAAACCGAAACGUCUGUUCUAGCGGACACGUCCGAAUUUGCGGCAGACAUGUUUGACGAUGACUUGCUCGGCGACUUUGAUGAGGCCGACUUUUGUGUAACCGACGAAGGCCACCCCGAUGAGUUUGUCGUCCGCGAAUCCUCUGUGCCCGCACUUCCCCCGCCUCAGCAGAGCGUGGGCUCGAGGAACACGAGUCCACUGCGACAGGUCGUCCCACAGCAGAACGGCAACUACAACAACCAGCAGAGACCAGCCAGGCCGGGCGUGCCUCCAGGGGCUCCGCAAACGCCGACACCAAUGAACGCCAGGCCCAUCGGGAACGGCAGUGGCAACGGGUUUGGGCAAAGACCUUACCAGCCUGGUGCGAACCACCAGCAGACCAACGGGCCGCAGCAGCAAGGCCAAAGGCCACAGGGCUUCGGCAGCAACGGCAGCAAUCAUAACGGGAGCAGCAAUAACAACAACAACAACAGCAACAACAACAGCAACAACAACAACAACAACAACAACAACAGCAACAACAACAACAACAACAACAACAACAACGUCAAACCAACACCACUUUCAACUGUGAAUAGUAGCGGCGGCAAUGGUAACAAUGGUGCUGCCGGCGGUGCAGGCGAGGUCGAACCCACCCCCUGGUUGUCGGCCCGUGCUGUCGCCAAGGUCGGCGGUGGGGAUCCCCUCCCCGCGGUGGUCCCGAAGAUUCAGGGUGAACACCUAUUCGACCCCAAGGCCGAAAGUCCCUCGAUCCGCAAAACGCCUGGGUUCGACCACAAUUCGUCCAAGCCGAUCCCACGCCUCAACCGCCCAAGUGGCAGCAUCGCGCUGCCGCCAUCAGCCAACGCGGCAUCAAAUGUCGCGUCAGCCUCUACCAGUUCUCCUGCUGCCGCGUCCAACAUGCCAUCCGGUGCGCCUGCCAUUGGUGGCAUGACCACCCGGAGCGGUGUACAUCACCCGGGAAUGGAGCCGAUCCGGCGCAUCGGAGCACCGCCUAGCACAGCGAGCCCCCUCGCGAACCGGAACCAAUUCCGGCCUCCACCCAUGAAACGUGGCCCGCCAACAGACUCUACCACCGGCGCGUCCCGACCGCCUCUUGCGGAUGUGCCAAGCAAUGUGCCGGUGAACGGAGGGACUAUAGUAGCUGCGGGUUCUGCUGGUGCAGCAAGCGUGGACGCCAAGCGACAGAAGCUUGCAUAG